[Torrubiella] hemipterigena is the source of this 5296-nucleotide messenger RNA. The record is from the annotation of a GenBank genome assembly. Lineage: Eukaryota; Fungi; Ascomycota; Sordariomycetes; Hypocreales; Clavicipitaceae.
AUUGUACUGUUGCGUCCACGCUUAGUCGAUGAAACCCAACAAGUGUCAAAAAAAGUGUCCGCAAGACAUCGACGCGACGCUGUAAUCCAAAAAAAAAGAAAAGAAAAAAGAUAACAUGAAUUGAUCACACAACUAACCCGUGGCUCGUGAUAGACUGGAAUAGGCCAGGGAUUCUAGCUGCGCAAGCUCUCCAAAAGCAUCCGACGCUGAAUUCUUCGCCGACAACCGAAGAGCAUGGCUGCAUCACUAAUGGAAGCCGUAGCGGCACUUGACAGCUCAACUCUUAUCCUAUUAACAGUCACUCUGUUGGCAUUCUUCAUCCCCGUCUUCGUCAUAUUCCCGCCACUGCCUGUUGAGCACCGCGAUGCCCUCAGUCAAACUCACUACAAGCUUGGCCUCCCACAAGAGAAGAGCAAUCUCGCUGAGCAGCGGUCUGAUGCUCUUCGACAACCGCACCAGGGACAAGCACCUAGAAUUCAAAGUUUGCAUAUAUACCCUAUAAAGUCAUGCAAAGGCGUGGAACUCACCGAAGUCAAGGUGCUACCCAAGGGCUUCGAGCUGGAUCGCCUAUACUCAUUCACCCAGCUCAGAGAAAUGCGAGUCCCCAUCCCUGAUUCAGACCAAUUCAAGACGGUCCAGGGAUGGGAGAUAUUGACAUUGCGCCAACUGGGAUAUCUUGCUAAUGUUGUCGUGGACGUGUGGCUCCCUGAUCCAAACAAGGCGAGCCGCCUCUUGGGCCCGAUUGACGGCGGGUUUCUCCUCAUCCGCUUCCCUUGGAAGGACGGAGGUAUUCGAGGACUAAUCCAGACUAUUGCUGCCAAGCUUAGCAGGGGAUUCAGCGCUGUUUCGGAAAAGGAGUUUAUGCUGCCUCUGGAGUUCCCAUCCAUUGCUGAUAUCAAAGAGCGUGGGUUCACAUAUGAUGAUGUCAAGAUAUUCAAAAACACCGCCAAUGCACUCAACAUGAGUGCAGAGCUACCACCCGAGCUUUCCAAGUAUCUUGGAGCGACAAAUCCAGUUGGGUUGUUCCGAAUGGACCCCUCAAACAGACGAAAAGUGUUCCGGUGCGCUCCGAAAAGCGACGAUGUGGGAUAUCAGCCUGUUGUCGAUUUUCAAGACGGGUACCCAUUACAUAUGCUCAGUCUCGCAAGUGUCUGCGCCUUAGAAUCCAAUAUCAACAAAGACGACGCCAUUACCCAUCUGGACGCCCGCAGAUUCCGCCCAAAUAUCAUCCUCUCUGGUUUACCGGCAUAUGAUGAGGAUGACUGGAAAGGUGUCGCGUUCCGCAGCUCAGAAGGUGGCAAGACCGACGAGGCCAAAUUUGCAGUCUCGUGCCGUACGGUUCGCUGCAAGCUUCCUAAUGUUGAUCCCGCUACAGGCUUGCGGCACAAGGUUGAACCAGAUCACUCGCUGCGCAAGUAUCGUGAGAUUGAUGCAGGAGCGGCAAAGAAAGGAUGCCUUGGCAUGCAACUAUGUCCACUCUUUCCAGACCCUUCCCGAGAGGACGCAUUGAAGCUGCAUCUUCGGGUGGGUAUGGAAGUCGAUAUUCUUUCCCGGGGAUCACACAUGUAUCUCUGAGGUGUUUAUACAUGUAAUGUCAGUUAUGAGUAUUACGGUCAAUUAAAUGAAAAUAACCAAAAGUGUAAUCAAAUAAUACAUAUAUUCCGGCCUCCCCUGACACCAAACAUAAACGCUCGAGGUAUCGUGAAUCAUACAAUUAGUAGGCGGCCAAUACGGGCUGCUUUAUUUCAUAUCCGCAGGUGUCAGCGCCUGCACCAUACUGGUACCUUCACUGAAGCGCGUCUUGAAGAUUCUAUUUGCGUUCUGGAACAUGCCGUCCUUGAGACUGACCACGAUGAACUGAGAUCCCUUGAAGCGCGUCUUGAUCAAGUGACCAAUGUUCUGUGUAUGUGAUGGAUCGAGAGCAGCGUCAACCUCGUCAAGAAUGUACAUGGGCGCAGGUUUGAAUUGCAGCAGCGCCAUAAUGAGCGACAAGGCAAUGAGUGAUCUGAAAUACUGUUAGCCCCUGCGGAUUAUCAUCACAUCAACCGAGAUAUACGUACCUUUGACCACCACUGAGUUCCGUAAGACUCUGUUUCCACACCUUACCGAGCUUGACCUUGACCUCUAGGCCGUUGUUAAUGGUCUUGCCUUCAGGAGGAUCCAGCUGGGCAAAACUGCCUCCUGGCAGCAGCUCAGAGAAGAUUUGGCCAAAGUCUCGGUUGACCUUUUCCCAAGUUUCGUGCAGAGCCUUCUUCUUGUAGUCAUCCAAACUGACAAUGGUCUCCUCAAUCUUUCGCUUAUCUCGAAUGACUGUCUUGAUCAUGUGUUUCAGGGCCACCUCCUUCUUUUCCACGCUGUCAAUCAUGUUCAUAACCUUGGGGUUGAUCUUCUUCUUCAUGCCUUGAGAACGCUCGGUGAGGUUCUUUAAUGUUGACUUGCACUCAGAAAUGUUUUGACCGUGGAAGUCGUAAGGAGUACCAUUCUUGCCAAAACUAUCCUUUUCCUCAUGGAUCCAGUCAUGAUCAGCCUCAAGUCGAGCCACAUUCUCUGCAGCACCUUGCUGCUCCUUGUGGAACUUUUCAACCUGGUGUCCAAGCUUCUGCAUUUCUAAACCUUCUUCGGCGAUGCGGGCAUUCUUUGAGCGGGUUGCCUCGUCUAGCGCCCUUAGCUCAUCAUCAAACAAAUGUAACUUGGCUCUCUCGUCUUCGAGCUGGGUCUGUGCAGCAUCAUGUGUGUCUUGUAGCUGCGCUUGUUGCUUGUUCAAGUCUUGUAUGCCUUUGUCCUGAGUCUUGAUAGCGACCUCAGCUUCGCCAACCUGAUCACGAGCCGUGGAUAGUUCUGAUUUGACUUGCUCCAAAUCCAACUGUGCGCCUUGGAGCUCUUUCUGAAGCGCCUUGACAUUGUUGGAAUUCUUUUGCAGCCCACUACGCAGCUUAUCUAGAGACUUUUGCAGCUCUACAAGCUUUGCGUCCUUGUUGUUGUCAAAGUCCUUCAUAUCCUUUUCAAUUCGCUUGACAUCGGCAGUAGCCUCAGUCUGCUUGGCCUUGGCUUCUUUGAUAUUGUUCUCGAGCUCAAUAAUGCCUGACUUCAUGUUCUCAACUUCUUGAAUAAUCGAGGACGAAGCGUUGCCGUUGAUUUGUUCCUCAGCCAGUUUAAUCUCGUGAUUCUUCAAAUCCAACUCUUGAUUGAUGCUUCGAGCCUGGUCCAACUUCGUCUUUUCUUGUGCUAUCCGAAUCUUCAAUUCCUGAAGGCUUGUCUGAGAUGUCUCAAGCUCUUUUGUCAACGCAUUAAGCUUUUGGAGGGUUACCAAGACACCGCUAGAGCUCGCUGAGCUGCCACCGGACAAAGUGCCAGAUGGAUCAUACGAAUCACCCUCAAGGGUGACACUCUUUAAGCGCACCUCGGGGUCGAAUGUAACGCGCUUUGCGGUUUCUGCAUCAGCACAUACUAAGGUACUGCCGAAUACAUACUCCAUAGCAGCAGAGACCUCCUUGUCGUAUCCAACUAGCGAAAGCGCAAGGUCGACCUUUCCAGGAGCAAUCUUUUGAGCAGUGGCAAUUGCCUGUGCAGAGGCCUUGAAGGCUGAGACCUUGUUCAAUGGAAUGAUAGUCACUCGCUUUCGAAGCUUGCCAUUCUGAAUCAGCUGAGAUGAAGUCACCUCAGAAUCGACAACCACGUUGUAUAGUCGGCCACCAGCACAAAUCUCAAGCGCUGUGCCAGCUUUGGUGUGGUUCUUAUCGAGGGUGAAAAGUUGAGCGACGAGACCUUUGACUUUAGAGCGGUCAAAGUUGGGAGCAGGAUCGGUGUAGUUGAAGUCGAUGUUGGCAACUUGACGUUUGAGCUUAUCGGCUUCUUGGCGCAAAGUGCGAACCUUUUGCUGUAGAUCUGACUCAUCCUUGUACAUUUGCUUUUCUUGGCCAGGUUCAAAACCAAGCUUGGCAAGCUGCUGCUCAAGCUUCUGAGUUUUGCUCUUCAUACCGUCAAGAUCACGUAUUAAAUCCGCAUUCUGCUCCUUGGCCUUCUUCGCGCGGGGCUCCUCUUCCUUGAGCCUCGACUUGAAAUGCGCAAUUUUGAUCUUGGCUUGCUCCUGAACAGUAGCAGCCGUUGUAGCACGGCUCUUCGCGUCUUGUAGUUGUCCUUGAUAUCCAUUCUCUUGGCCAUCUUUGGAGGCAACACCAGUCUGCAGGGUCUGAAGAAGCUCUUCUUUUGAUUCAACGUCGGCACUCUGCUUUGCCAAGUCUUCCUUUGCUGCAUCGCUCUUAGCCUUUGCUUGCUCAUAUGCUGCAUUCUUAUCCUUCAGUGCAGCCUCCAGCUCAAUGACGGAGGUUUCGAGUGCAGUCUUCUUCUCCUUCUCUUCCGCCAGACUAGACUUGUUCAAGUCCAUUAGAGUUGCAAGACGAACGAUUUCGUUGGCAUGUUUCUUGACUGUAUCCUCCAACGCUUGGCCCUUGCCACCCUUCUUAACUUCCUUCUCCCGUUGAGCCUUGACUCGGGCGACGUCCUCUUCCAGAUGGGAGAUCUCAGUACGCAAGCGUGUUGCUGAUUCUUCAAGAGCACUGUGGCGUUGCUUUUUAGCCUCAAGGUCUGCGGCUGACUGGCGAAGUUUCUCUUGCCCGCGUAGGUAAUCAUACGCUACGACUAGCUUAGUUAACCUUUCCAGAUCAUUCUGUGUUUGUUGGUAGUCGAGGAAUGCACGCUUUUCAGUGCGAAGUUUCUCCAGCUUCGGUUCAAUUUCAUCCUUCAACAACUCUCGAAGCUCCUGAAGCUUGAUCUCCUUCUUUGACAUUGUUUUCAGGGCCUUGUCUCGUCUAUCUUCGAACAUUCGGGUACCAGCAGCUUCUUCAAUCAUAGCCAGAAUCUCGACAGCCUUCAUGUUGAGAACCUUGGUGAUACGGCCCUGCAUAAUCAAGAAGUUGGGAUUGUUGAUGUUGAGUUGGACAGAUUGGAAGAGGUUUUGAACGGUUUGCUGUUGUGCUCUGUGACCGUUGAUGAGGUACUUCGAAGUUCCGCCAAGGACAAUCUGACGGGUGACGCUGAUAGUGGCGUACUCCUCGAAUCCGAUGGGUGACUUCUUCGUAUCGCGGUUAUCGAACACAAUCGUUACGCUUGCUUUUGUCACACCAGCCUGUCCGCGCUUGUAAAUAAGAUCUUGGAGGUUCUGCGCUCGCACCGUGGACAUGUUGGUGAUGCCGAGAACAAAGCAGAUGGCGUCGAGGAUAUUGGAUUUGCCACUGCCGUUAAGACCAGUAAUGGAGUUGAAUGCCUCAUCCCUAGGUUUAUUCAUGUUAGCUGGCCG